AUGCGCAGAAGGGUGCCGUGGGCUCUCUCCUACCGGCCGGAGCGGGUGGGGGGAGGAGGCGGCGGCAGCAGCAGCAGGGAGCCAGCUUGCGGGGGAGCCGCCUGUCUGCCCUGCGGUGUGUGCAGCGCCUAUGGGGCCCUGAGGAAGCCGCUUGCAGCACAGGAGGCCGUCGCUCAGGGCAGGACGAUGGAGAACCAGGCGGCCCCGGGCGCCGAGGGCGAGGACACCCCGGGCUCCGGCAGGGCGAACCUCAAGCGCAGCGGGCGCGCCGCGGAGGAGGAGAACAGGAACAAGCCCAAGCUGCGUGACAGAUUAACAAGUUUUAGAAAAUCAGCUGUAAAAAAAGAGAAACCUCUCAUUCAGCACCCUGAUUCUCAAACCUCUAUGAGUGAAUUUCCAGUUGCCCAGCCAUUGUUUGAUGAACGUUGUAUGAAUUUAUCAGAAAAAGAAGUUAUGGAUCUCUUUGAAAAAAUGAUGGAAGACAUGAAUUUAAAUGAAGAACGUAAAGCUCCUUUACGAAAUAAGGAUUUGACCACGAAACGUGAGAUGGUUGGCCAGUAUAUUUCUGCAACUGCUAAAUCUAUAAUUGGAAGUAAAGUUGCGGGAGGAUUGAAAAAUAGCAAGCAUGAGUGCACACUAUCUUCACAAGAAUAUGUCCAUGAAUUACGAUCUGGUAUCACAGAAGAAAAACUUCUUAACUGCCUAGAGUCUCUGAGAGUGUCUCUAACCAGCAAUCCAGUCAGCUGGGUCAACAAUUUUGGACAUGAAGGUCUUGGGCUUCUGUUGGAUGUACUGGAAAGGCUUCUGGACAAGAAACAGCAAGAAAGUAUUGACAAGAAGAAUCAACAUAAGCUUAUUCAGUGCCUCAAAGCAUUUAUGAAUAAUAAGUACGGAUUGCAAAGGACACUAGGAGAUGAAAGAAGCCUUUUGUUACUAGCAAGAGCAAUUGAUCCAAAGCAACCAAACAUGAUGACGGAAACAGUAAAAAUACUUUCUGCCAUUUGUAUUGUUGGAGAGGAAAACAUUCUGGACAAACUUUUAGAAGCUAUAACGACUGCAGCUGAGAGAAAUAACAGAGAACGUUUUUCUCCAGUUGUGCAAGGAUUGGAGAACCAUGAAGCUUUGCAGUUGCAGGUGGCCUGCAUGCAGUUUAUAAAUGCCCUUGUCACUUCUCCAGAAGAUCUUGAUUUUAGGAUACACUUGAGAAAUGAAUUCCUACGCUGUGGACUGAAGAAAAUAUUGCCAGACCUAAAAGAGAAAGAAAAUGAAGAACUCGAUAUUCAGUUGAAAGUGUUUGAUGAAAACAAAGAAGACGACUUAAUUGAAUUGUCACAUCGUCUCAAUGACAUCAGAGCUGAAAUGGAUGAUAUGAAUGAAGUAUACCAUCUGCUGUAUAACAUGCUGAAGGACACGGCUUCUGAAAACUAUUUCCUCUCAAUAUUGCAACACUUACUACUGGUCAGGAAUGAUUAUUACGUCCGAACUCAGUAUUACAAGAUAAUUGAAGAAUGCAUUUCACAGAUAGUACUGCACUGCAGUGGUAUGGACCCAGAUUUUAAAUGUAGAGGAAGAUUGGAUGUAGACUUUACCCACCUUAUUGAUGCAUGUGUGGACAAAGCAAAAGUAGAAGAAAGUGAACAAAAAGCAGCAGAAUUUUCCAAAAAGUUUGAUGAAGAAUUCACGGCUCGACAAGAGGCACAGGCUGAACUUCAGAAACGAGAGGAGAAAAUCAAAGAGCUUGAAACAGAAAUCCAACAGCUACGAACCCAGAGUCCAUUACUUUCAGCUGGUCAGCCUACAUCAGGGGCUUCUCCUUCAUCACCUCCACCGCCACCACCUCCAUUACCUGGUGGAAUCCCACCUCCACCUCCACCUCCACCACCUUUGCCUGGAGGAGGUGUACCUCCACCACCGCCUCCUUUUGGUGGCCCUCCAUUACCACCGCCUUUCGGGGGCAUACCUCCUCCUCCAGGAGCUCCAGCAUCCCUGCCUUAUGGAAUGAAGGAAAAGAAAAAGUAUAAACCUGAGGUCUCUAUGAAGAGAAUCAAUUGGUCAAAGGUUGAACCCCAGGACAUAUUGGAAAACUGCUUUUGGUUAAAAGUUAGAGAGGAUAAAUUUGAAAAUCCAGAUCUGUUCGCAAAAUUGGUGCGUACCUUUGGUACACAGAUGAAAGCUAAAAAGGCAGUAGAUGAUACAGAAGAAAAGAAAGUAGUUCUGCCAAAGAAACGAGUUAAAGAAUUAAGAAUCUUGGAUGGAAAAACAGCACAGAAUCUGUCAAUCUUUCUGGGAUCUUUCCGAAUGCCUUAUGAAGAAAUAAAAAAUAUUAUUUUAGAGGUGGAUGAAAAGAAGCUGAGUGAAUCCUUGAUUCAGAAUUUGGUGAAGAAUCUUCCUGAACAGAAGGAACUCAGUGCCUUAGCCCAGUUAAAGCAUGAAUAUGAUGAUCUCUGUGAGCCAGAACAGUUUGGAGUUGUGAUGAGCUCAGUGAAAAUGUUACGGUCUCGUCUCAAUGGCAUCCUUUUCAAGCUUAUGUUUGAAGAACAUGUAAACAACAUCAGACCUGCCAUGAUGGCAGUAACUCUAGCCUGUGAGGAGCUGAAGAAGAGUGAGAGCUUUAAUAGGUUGUUAGAGCUAGUGUUGUUGGUUGGAAACUACAUGAAUUCAGGCUCAAGAAAUGCCCAAUCGCUGGGGUUUAACAUCAGCUUUCUUUGCAAGAUUAGAGAUACUAAAUCAUCAGAUCAAACAACAACACUCUUGCAUUUUCUGGUUGAAAUCUGCGAAGAGAAUUAUCGGGACAUCUUAAAAUUCACAGAUGAACUGGAACACGUUGAGAGUGCAAGCAAAGUUUCAGCUCAAAGUCUCAAGAGCAACCUUGAUUCAAUGGAACUUCAGAUCCAUCGCCUAGAAAAUGAUAUUGAGAAGUUCCCUAAAACAGAAGAUGCACAUGAUAAAUUUGUGGAAAAGAUGACCAGCUUUACUAAGAGCGCCCAAGACCAGUAUGAAAAGUUGUCCAACAUGCAUAACAACAUGACCAAGUUAUAUGAGAAUUUGGGAGAGUACUUUACCUUUGAUCCCAAAGCAACAACUAUAGAGGAAUUUUUUGGUGAUCUAAGCAACUUCCGAACUAUGUUCUUGGAGGCACUGAAGGAAAACAACAAGAGGAGAGAAAUGGAGGAGAAGACCAAGAGAGCCAAGCUGGCAAAAGAGAAAGCUGAACGAGAGAGACUAGAGCGGCAGCAGAAGAAGAAGCAGCUGAUUGAUAUGAACAAAGAGGGUGAUGAGACAGGAGUGAUGGAUAAUCUGCUCGAGGCCCUGCAGUCAGGGGCAGCCUUCAGGGAUCGCAGGAAACGAACACCAAGAAUGCAGGAUAACAGACGAGUAACUUUGGAAAGGUCACGUUCUCGCCACAAUGGAACUAUCACAGCUAUAUGA
Molecule: messenger RNA, 3429 nt
Organism: Emys orbicularis (European pond turtle)
Lineage: Eukaryota; Metazoa; Chordata; Testudines; Emydidae
Gene: DIAPH2
Product: diaphanous related formin 2
Exons: 27
Coding region: 1-3429 (1142 amino acids)
Biological process (GO): actin filament polymerization; actin cytoskeleton organization
Cellular component (GO): actin filament
Molecular function (GO): small GTPase binding; actin binding
Source: RefSeq, a predicted model, not a curated record